This is a messenger RNA of Raphanus sativus (radish), 1288 nucleotides long. Its product is annotated as receptor-like kinase TMK2. Gene Ontology annotation, biological process: protein phosphorylation. The record is from RefSeq and is a predicted model, not a curated record. Gene Ontology annotation, molecular function: protein binding; ATP binding; protein kinase activity. The transcript has a single exon. Bases 1 to 1215 code for a protein of 404 amino acids. Lineage: Eukaryota; Viridiplantae; Streptophyta; Magnoliopsida; Brassicales; Brassicaceae.
AUGAGGUUGAGACAGGAUCUAGCGAAGUUGACAAUCAAAACUCUGUUUGCAAUAGCUGAAGAUAUAGGUUUCCCGCGUGUACAUGCAGAGACUUGGGUAGGAAGUGAUCCAUGUCAAUGGUACGGGAUCGAAUGUUCAGAUGAUGGUGACAUCAACGGGAUAACCUUUAUAAACUCCAAUCUGACUGGUUUCAUUUCUCCGAGAUUCGCAGAGAUCAGUUCUCUGACUGAAAUUAAUCUGGCUCAUAAUAGACUGACCGGAACCAUCCCUCUCGAGCUUCUUAUCAAGCUGAAGAAUCUGGUCAUUCUUGAUGUUUCCUAUAAUGACCUGCACGGUAAAAUUCCGGGGUUUAGGAAGGAGGUUGUAUUUGCUGCAGGCAAUCCUCAGAUUGAGACGGAUCGUGUUAUCUCGAGACAGUCUUUUGUUUGGAUUGGUAUUGGUAUAGGGCUUCUGGUUGCUGGAGUUAUAGGAGUUCUCUAUUACUAUCUGGUUAUUCUUAGGAAGAAGAGUUCUGAUUCGGAGACAGAACCAGAGCCAGAACCGACGAUUGAACUAGAAGCUCAGCCAUCUAGUGUCAUUACAGAGAGAGUGGUAGCUUCUGACGACAAUGCGAUUCCCUUUCAUAUUCUCAGGGACGCUACUUCUGGAUUCAGUGAUGGUAACCUCAUCGGUAGAGGUGGGUUUUCAGUUGUGUACAGGGGCACGCUACCUGAUGGGACUGACAUCGCAGUCAAGAGAAUGGGAAAAGAGGACCCUUUGAUUGGUAUCGACGCCUUCACAUGUGAAGUCAGAGUCCUGAGUAAGAUCCAUCAUCGCAACCUAGUGGUCCUCCUAGGUUACUGUCUCGAAGGAGAAGACAGACUACUUGUGUAUCAGUUGAUGCAUCAGGGACCUUUGAGCAACCACCUCUAUCACCCGAGGGAUCGGGGAUUGAAACCCCUCGACUGGACUAAGCGGCUUAAGAUUGCCCUUGACGUUGCUAGAGGGAUCGAGUAUCUACACACGUUGACUCGCCAAAACAGAAGCUACAUUCACCGAGAUUUAAAGCCUUCCAAUAUUCUUCUGGGAGAUGACUUGCGAGCCAAGGUAUCUGAUUUUGGUUUAGUCAGGUCAACAGCUGAAGGCAAAGAUUCAUUCACAACCGAGACACAGGCUGGAACAAUUGGUUACCUUCCACCGGAAUACAUAAGUAUAGUCUUUUAUCAAAAUAUCUAAACAUCUUUUACUAUUUUGUAAUAUAUCUGAUUAGACAAAUGACAUUCUUUUAUUACAGUGACAGGAAGGAUAA